UUAAUCUCCACAGAGUGUGAGGGGCAGCGCGGCUCACUUCACCUCAGGUUUACCUCAGCUUUACCCCACUUUACCUCAGCUUUACCCCCCCGGAGCGCUCCGUGUCUCUGCCCUACAGCAGGAUGGUGCUGAGAUUAAACACCUUUAUUCCGCUCUCGCUGUGUUUAAUCCUCAUUCACUGCGCGCGGGAUGCGCGUGCCACCCCAGAGGAUGAGCGCGUGCAGGGCAGUCUGGACGAGAACCCGUCUGUAGACCCAGAGCUGCUCGAUGAUCAGAUUAAAUACAACAUGCGUAAAUCUGAGGAUCUGGACGAUGAGGGAUGUUUCCUGGAGCCGGGCCGGAGCGAGGCGCUGCAGCGGUGCGGGUUCAACACCACGGCCAGAACCAUCCUCAUCAUCCACGGCUGGACGAUAGGAGGAGUGUUUGAGAGCUGGAUGUAUAAUCUGGUAGCGGCGGUGGUGAGGCGCGAAGCCGAGGCCAACGUCAUAGUGGUGGACUGGCUCGCUCUGGCGCAUCAGCUUUACCCCGACGCCGUCAAUCACACACGCCACGUCGGGCACCACAUCGCCAUGCUGCUCAACUGGCUACAGGAUGAAGAGCAGCUGCCCCUGGAGAAGGUCCAUAUGAUCGGUUACAGUCUGGGAGCUCAUGUAGCGGGAUACGCCGGAACGUUCGUUCAUGGUACAGUCGGACGUAUAACAGGGCUGGACCCGGCCGGUCCCAUGUUUGAGGGGGCGGAGCCACACAAGCGCCUCUCCCCAGACGACGCGGAGUUCGUGGACGUCCUGCACACGUACACACGUGAAGCUCUGGGCGUGAGCAUCGGCAUCCAGCAGCCCAUCGGACACAUCGACAUCUACCCCAACGGAGGGGACGUGCAGCCCGGCUGUGCCCUCGGGGACAUCCUGUCCUCCGCUGCCACGGGGGACUUCAUGGAGGUGAUGAAGUGUGAGCAUGAGCGCGCGGUGCACCUGUUUGUUGACUCUCUGAUGGAUAAGGAUCACGUGAGUUUCGCGUACCAGUGCACGGGGCCGGAGCGCUUCAAUAAGGGCAUCUGUCUGAGCUGCAGGAAGAACCGCUGCAACCACGUGGGCUACAGCGCGCGCAGCGUCCGCACCAGGAGGGACACCAGGAUGUACCUGAAGACACGCGCAGACACGCCCUUCUCUGGUUACCACUACCAGAUGAAGAUGCACGUCUUCAACAGGAAACACUCUGAUGAUGCAGAUCCAACCUUCUACGUCAAACUGUACGGAGCUCACAACGACACGGAGGACAUCCACGUCGAGAUUGUUGAUGGUGUGGGUUUAAACCUCACCAACACGUACCUGGUGUUUACGGAGAAGGACAUCGGCGAGCUGCUGAAGAUCCGUUUGAGUUGGGAGAGCCCGACCCAGUCCUUCUCGGCCGUGUGGAAACACAUCAAGUCGUUCUGGUCCAGUUCCUCAAGUGCCCAGAGUACCAAAGUCCUGCAGGUCCGCCGCAUCCGCGUCAAGUGUGGAGAGACGCAGAAGAAAUUCACGUUCUGUGCAGAAGACAUGUCCGACAUGGACAUCACCCCGGGGAACUCUCUCACCUUCGUGAAGUGUCGUGACGGCUGGGAGGUAAAGCCGAGGAAACGGAUCCACACGUGAGUCGACUCGGCCAUGCGAGUGGAUGUGGAUCGGGACGCGGUCGCGCUCUCCACAGUCUGAGCACUUUUUGUCUGUGGGAUUCUUGUUUUGUUCACUUUCAGGACUCUGAGUGAGUGUGUGUGUGUGUGUGUGGUGUGUGUGUGUGAAGGAGGAUUUUGUCUGCAAUAUUUUGAUAUUCAUUUACACAGGUGUAUUUAUUUGUGAACAUUAUUUAAACCAGCCUGUGACCACACCAGCAAGUAUGAGUGUGUGUGUGUGUGUGUGUGUGUGUGCGUGUGCAUGCACAAGUGUGUGAGAGUUACCGUGGUGAUUGUAAUGUUUCGUUUUAAUUUGGGACUUGAUUUUUUUUUUUUAUUCAUGAAGGCACUGCAGUAUAACAGCUUUAUUUAUCAAAGCUGUUACUAAAUAACGUUAUUUUUACGUGUAUGCAUAUGUGUGUGUGUGCGUAUGUGCCUGUGUGUGUGUGUGUGUGCGCACAUGGCUACAAGAUGUUCACAGUUCUCAUUAUUAUUGGAGCUGAGAGAUCAUCGCUGUAAGUCCUUUGGAGAGAAACGUUACCAUGAUCAUGUUUCUGUGUGUACAUGCUGUAUUUAAAAACAGUAAAUUGUUUACAGAA
Molecule: messenger RNA, 2250 nt
Organism: Clarias gariepinus (North African catfish)
Lineage: Eukaryota; Metazoa; Chordata; Actinopteri; Siluriformes; Clariidae
Gene: lipg
Product: lipase, endothelial
Exons: 10
Coding region: 123-1634 (503 amino acids)
Biological process (GO): lipid metabolic process
Molecular function (GO): lipoprotein lipase activity; protein binding
Source: RefSeq, a predicted model, not a curated record